AUGCCCAAGACGCUCCCCGAGAUGAUGACCUCGCUCCGCAUUACCGCCGGGGGCGAUGUCGAGAUUAUUGACCAGCUUCUGCUGCCCCACACCGUAAAGUGGGACAAGGUCGAGACUCCGGAGCAGGCCUUUGACGCCAUUAAGAUGAUGAAGAUUCGCGGUGCACCAGCCAUUGCUUCUCUGGCCGCUCUCUCUGUUCGCUCGCACCUCUCUUCAUCAGCUGCUCCCUCCUUUGCCUCGACGACCAGUGUGCAGGAGCACGUUGCCCCCAUCUUGGACUACCUCCAGUCAUCGCGCCCGACGGCUGUGAAUCUCGGAGAGGCGAUGGACCGAAUUCGUGGCGUUCUCUCUGCAUCCGCAUCCUCUCCUGCCGAGCUGGUGGAGAAGGUCAAGGACACGUGCUUCGCGGUGCAUGCGGAGGACAUGGAGCGGAACCGCGAGAUGGGUCGCCUCGGCGCUGAGUGGCUGUGGAAGAAGCGCGGGGACGGCAAGAAGGGUCUUAAGGUUAUCACUGUGUGCAACACCGGCUCGCUGGCAACCUCUGGGUACGGCACCGCGAUCGGAGUCAUCACCGCUCUCUACGAGGCCGACCACUUGGACACGGCGUACUACGCCCAGACGACGCCAUACCACCAAGGGUCGCGACUGACUUCGCUUGAGCUCACGACCCUCCGUGUGCCGGCGUGCAUGAUCUGCGACACCAUGCUCGGAUCACUCAUGCAGCACCAGGACAUUGACGGCGUGAUUGUUGGUGCCGACCGCAUCGUCAAGAACGGCGACACGGCCAACAAGAUUGGGACGUAUCAGGCAGCGGUGCUUGCUGCGCGGCACAAGGUGCCUUUCGUGGUCGUUGCCCCUGUUACUACCGUCGACCUGUCGCUGGCUACUGGUGCGGAGAUCCACAUCGAGCAGCGCCCACCUGUGGAGGCUACCCUCGUGCGCGGGAAGAACCUCGAGACUGGCGAGCUCAGCGUUGUCCGCAUUACGCCUGAGGGCGUCGGCGCCGACGACAACGAGUGGAAUCAGGUGUACAACCCCUCGUUUGACGUGACGCCUGCGGAGCUCAUCUCUGCCGUUGUGACGGAGAAGGGUGUGGCGGAGCGCGCCGAGGGCGCGACCAGCAUCGACGUCGCGUCGGUGUGCUAGAGUUUGUAUGCUUAGCGUAGACGGCUGCGAUUCCCCUCACGGCCUGUAGAUGACACGAUAAUGACUUCUGACGGCGG
Molecule: messenger RNA, 1223 nt
Organism: Cutaneotrichosporon oleaginosum
Lineage: Eukaryota; Fungi; Basidiomycota; Tremellomycetes; Trichosporonales; Trichosporonaceae
Molecular function (GO): S-methyl-5-thioribose-1-phosphate isomerase activity
Source: RefSeq, a predicted model, not a curated record